CCGCCCGGGGCCGCGGUGGGCAGCGGGCAGCGGGCAGCCGGGGUGCGGCCACCAUGGCCGGGAGGACGCGGAGCGGCGAAGCGCUGCGGGUGGUGGCCCGGUGCCGCCCCAUGAGCCGGCGGGAGGAGGCUGCGGGCUGCGAGCGCGUCCUGGAGCUGGAGGUGAAGCUGGGCCGGGUGACCAUCCGCAACCCCCGCGCCGCUCCCGGAGAGCUGCCCAAGACUUUCACCUUCGACGCCGUCUACGACGCCAGCUCCAAGCAGGCUGAUCUGUACGACGAGACGGUGCGGCCGCUGGUGGACUCGGUGCUGCGAGGGUUCAACGGCACCGUGCUGGCCUACGGGCAGACGGGCACCGGCAAGACCUACACCAUGCAGGGAGCGUGGGGGGACCCCGAGACGCGCGGCAUCAUCCCCAGCUCCUUCGAGCACAUCUUCACGCACAUCUCGCGCUCGCAGAACCAGCAGUACCUGGUGCGCGCCUCCUACCUGGAGAUCUACCAGGAGGAGAUCCGCGAUCUGUUGGCCAAGGACCAGAGCAAGAAGUUGGAGCUGAAGGAAAACCCCGAGACGGGCGUCUACAUCAAGGACCUCUCCUCCUUCGUCACCAAGAACGUGAAGGAGAUCGAACACGUGAUGAACCUGGGUAGCCAGGCGCGAUCGGUGGGCAGCACCAACAUGAACGAGCGCAGCUCCCGCUCGCACGCCAUCUUCCUCAUCACAGUGGAGUGCAGCGAGACAGGGCCGGACGGCCACGAGCACAUCCGUGUCGGGAAGCUCAACCUGGUGGACCUGGCGGGCAGCGAGCGGCAGAGCAAAACGGGCGGCCCAGGUGAGCGGCCUAAAGAGGCCUCCAAGAUCAACCUGUCCCUCUCCGCUUUGGGCAACGUCAUCUCGGCGCUGGUGGAUGGCAAAAGCACGCACGUCCCAUACCGGGACUCCAAGCUGACCCGCUUGCUGCAGGACUCGCUGGGCGGCAAUGCCAAGACCAUCAUGGUGGCCACCUUGGGCCCGGCGUCUCACAGUUACGAGGAGAGCCUCUCCACCCUCCGGUUCGCCAACAGGGCCAAGAACAUCAAGAACAAACCCCGGGUGAACGAGGACCCCAAGGACACAUUGCUGCGGGAGUUCCAGGAGGAGAUCGUGAGGCUGAAGGCGCAGCUGGAGAGGCGCGGCAUGCUGAGCAAGAAGAGGAGGAGGAGCAGCCGGAGGAAGAAGGCGGCGGAUGGGGAAACGGCGCAGGAGAACGAAGGGGAGGAUGACAAUGAAGAUGGGCUGGAGAAGAACAUGGAGAACUACCUGCAGGAGCAGAAGGAGAGGCUGGAAGAGGAGAAGGCCGCUAUCCGCGAUGACCACAGCCUGGUGAGCGAGGAGAAGCAGAAGCUGCUGGAAGAGAAGGAGAAGAUGAUCGAGGACCUGCGGAAGGAGCAGGAGGCCACGGAGCUGCUGGCCACCAAGUACAAGGCCAUGGAAAGCAAGCUGCUGAUCGGCGGCAGGACCAUCGUGGACCACACCAAUGAGCAGCAGAAGAUGCUGGAGCUGAAGCGGCAAGAGAUAGCUGAGCAGAAACGCCGUGAGAGGGAGAUGCAGCAGGAGAUGCUGCUGCGGGAUGAGGAGACCAUGGAGCUGCGGGAGACCUACACAUCCCUGCAACAGGAGGUGGAGAUCAAGACCAAGAAACUGAAGAAGCUGUACGCCAAGCUGCAGGCUGUGAAGGCAGAGAUCCAGGACCAGCACGACGAGUACAUCCGCGUGCGGCAGGACCUGGAGGAGGCACAGAACGAGCAGACACGGGAGCUGAAGCUCAAGUACCUGAUCAUCGAGAAUUUCAUCCCACCAGAGGAGAAGAACAAGAUCAUGAACCGCCUCUACUUUGACUGUGAGGAGGACCAGUGGAAGUUCCAGCCACUGGUGCCGGCUGGCGGGAACAGCAACCAAAUGAAGAAGAGGCCAACCUCUGCAGUGGGGUACAAGAGACCCAUCAGCCAGUACGCCCGCGUGGCCAUGGCCAUGGGAUCACAUCCACGGUAUCGGGCUGAGAACAUCAUGUUCCUGGAGCUGGACCUCUCCCCUCCGGCAGUGUUUGAGUUUGAACGGAGCCGGGACCCGGCCGAGCAGGACCCACGGGCUCUGCACCUGGAGAGGCUGAUGCACCUGGACAGCAUCCUGGAGCGGCCGGCAGCCUCCCGGGUGAGGAAGUCCCGCUCCUGGUGCCAGACACCACGGUCGCUGCCAUCCUCCACCACACACGCGUCCCUUGCUGCCAGCUCCCCACGCACCUCUGCGACACCGGCACAGGAGUGAUGGCCCCAGGACCCCCAGUCCCAGGAUUCCCGACCCCAGGACCCCUAACCCCAGGACCUUCUGACCCCAGGACUGAGGCCACCUCUGCUCCAGGGCUGAACAGUGUCCCCAGCAGCAGCAUCCUACCGCCUUCAGCUACUUAUGUGCACUGUAUGUGUGUGAGAUGCUCCCCGCGGCUCUGAGACCAUGGGAGCUGCCCUCUUCAUCCUCCUGCCCCAACACACCCCUCCCAAGUCUGGAUCUGUCACUUUAUUUAUUUAAUGUAUUUAUUUAUGGAGUGGUUGGCGAGCAGCUGGAAUGUGCUCUCGCAGGACACCGAGCUGGGUCAGCUCCGGUGCUCUGAGCCCCCCUGGACCCCAAUGGCUUUGACACAAGAUGAGGUGGCUCCAGACACUCCUUGCUGUGUUCAUUGGAUCUCAAGUUUGCCAUAUAAUUCGUGCUUGUGGCAACUCCUACAAGACUUCAGAGACUUCCCAAUGGCAGACCCUUGUGCUGAGCUUGUCCAAGACCACAAGGAACACUCUGGACUGCAUCAGCAUUGGUGGCAGCGAUGUCUCACUGAUGUCUGGGCACAGCUGUCACUGCACAAAUGCCAGCUCUGUGCACCAAGUGGGCUGACAGAUUCACCAACCAAGUCAACCCAGCUCAGCUCUCCUCUGGAUAGUGCUGCACAGAGGUCACUUGGGGUUUGGAGGACAUUUGGUGAUUUUAUGGGUUGCGGAGGGAGAGCUAAUGAAUGUGAAACGGGUAAUGAAUAGGAGAGGGGUGAGCAGUGAGGCUCCUCUGUCUGGCACAGAGCAAUCUGAAACCCAUCAAAAGCAGCAUCUGCAGUUGCUAGGAGAUUGAGUUGUGCUACAGCAUCCUGAUGAAUGAGGAAGCGGCCUCGUCGUCCAGGAGGAAAGACAUGGGUCUGCAAAAGGAAGGGUGCUGGAGCAAAUCCCUGGGUGGGCAAGCUAAGAGAUUACGGGUGGGGGCAGUGUUUUCUGCAUGCAGGACCUCAUCUGAUUCCCAGGGAGGGUGGGAGGGGAACUUGCACUGAUGUGAGGGAAGCACUGAGGGCAGCUGCUUUGGACCAAGUGCCACCUAACGAGGCCAGGCUGGGGGGUGCUCCUCUCCUGACCUGACCCAUCUCCCAUUCUACUGAGGUCUUCUCCCUUUGCCCUGUGCUGCCCUGCUGUGUGUCUUCUGAUCUUCUGCUGCCAUCAUCCCUUCCCUGUUCAUAUCCCAUAGCUGAAGUCUCAUCCCCCAACCCAGAAUGCAGCAGCCAAGUUGAGGGGCUGUGGGUUGCUGCUAGUACUCGUGUUCCAUUUGAGUGGCCAGAUGGGCUUUUGCAGAAGUUUGCUGUUAGAAGAACCAUGGCAUACUGUCUGUGGCAGAGUGGUAAAAUGUCUUAUGAGCUUGCCCUGAAAUCCUUGCAUAUGUGGAUAUGAACUCAAUAGCGAAGGCUGCCAGUUGGGUAGGGGAAGAAAUUCUAGGGAAGGAUGGUCAAGCAUUCAGCACUAUCCUUCUGUCCAACCUUCUGGUCAUCUUCAUGCCUGUCCUUCUGCCCAACCUUUUGCCUAUCCUUCUGCCUAUCUUUCUGCCCAGCCUUCUGUCCAACCUGCUUCCCAUCCCUGUCCAUCCUUCUGCCCAUCCUUCCCCACGCAAUGAGCAGUGCACACAAGGAAGCUGGGUCUCCUCCGUGGCUGGUGGUGAGUUCCUUCUGCCUGCAGACACAUUCAUAGUUGGGUUAUAUCCCUGGAAUUGUGAAACAAGUGCAUGGGAGAUCCAGCUCCUUCCUUCUUUUUCAGGGUGGCCCUGGGAUUGAAGAUCAGAAAGUAAAGAUCUAAGAAAGGGGAGAAGCUGUGUGUGUUACAUGGUGGCACAGUGGGGCUGGGUUAGUGAUUGGACUAGAUGAUCAUAGCGGUCUUGUCCAACCUUAAUGAUUCUGUCAUUCUAUGGCAGCCUGCAGGAGGAUUUUCUCCCUUUCUCCUCAUUUUCCAAUUGCCUCAAGUUUCUUGACAGCCAGGCCAGCAGCUCACUGAGCCCAGGGAUGGGGAACCAGAAGAGCUCAGGAGCCAUCUGUUCUUUUUCCACCAUGCUGAGCCCAAACCAUAGAGCACUGGGUGGAAGGAAGCCCAUGGGAACCUGCUCACAUCUUGGGGAAUGCACACCAGGGCCUCCUAUGGUGGUCCUCCAGGGGACACUAUCGGUCCCACCUGGAGGCUUUCCAGUGGGUUGGUGGCUGUUGGCUGCCCUGCUCCAGCUUUGUCCUUAUUCUGUCCACAUCCAAGCACUGCUUCGAUGCCUCCAUUACACGUGUAGGUCCAGAACUUCACUCUGUGUCUCCAUGCAUUGCUCCGACCUCAGCCUUCCAACGCAGAGCCCCAGGGAGGGCUCGGAGAUGGGAAGGGGUGAGAGUGCUGUGGCACUUCCCCCCACCCCGCAGCCUCACCACGUCGCUGCAGCAACCUCAGAUGUAUAUUUGUAAUGUUCUUUGUCCUUUGUAUGUUGGUGCGUGUGUAUUUACAUAUGAAUGUGUGUAGGUGUGUGUGGGUGUGCGCGCACGCGUGUGUGUAGCCAAGGGAUCUAUUUACCUUCCAUGUGAGUGACUGUACAGGGUGGG
Lagopus muta (rock ptarmigan) is the source of this 4908-nucleotide messenger RNA. It is a transcript of the gene KIF3C, whose product is annotated as kinesin family member 3C. Gene Ontology annotation, molecular function: microtubule binding; microtubule motor activity; ATP binding. The transcript has 8 exons. Gene Ontology annotation, biological process: microtubule-based movement. The record is from RefSeq and is a predicted model, not a curated record. The coding region runs from base 54 to 2303 and encodes 749 amino acids. Lineage: Eukaryota; Metazoa; Chordata; Aves; Galliformes; Phasianidae.